Amblyraja radiata (thorny skate) is the source of this 659-nucleotide messenger RNA. RefSeq lists its product as uncharacterized. Bases 16 to 627 code for a protein of 203 amino acids. The record is from RefSeq and is a predicted model, not a curated record. Lineage: Eukaryota; Metazoa; Chordata; Chondrichthyes; Rajiformes; Rajidae. The transcript is spliced from 2 exons.
CUAUUCCAAUUCCAUAUGAAACUUAUAAGUGAUGCUUUCUUCAUGCAGAGAUUGACAUUCUAUGCUUUCAGGCACGAUCGGAGCAGCGUUGAGGACAAAGACAAUGAGGAGGAUGAGGCGGGAGCAGGGGAGGGGGGCGAUGGUGGGCCAACACAGAGCGGCACCAGGGCGGAGGACACAGCCGGCGGGGAAGAGGGACCUUCUCUGGUGAUCACAAAGGAUGAGCUGACUCGUUGCCCCUGCUGCCACCUUGGUGUGUGGACCCCUGUCCGGGUGUCUGAGGCCAGGUACAUCUCGCUCAGUCUCCGCAUGGUCAGCUUCAACGGCCUGAGGUCCCACCCUGGCCACUUCCACCGCACUGUGCCCGCUCACACCAAGGUCCACGGGCUCAUCGGCCAGAUCCGUGGCCACACCGGCAUCCACAGCACCAGCCUGGGCGUCUACAGGGAGCCGUCCACCUCCCCGCAGUCAGCCUUGCCGGCCCAGCUGUCCCUGGAGGAAUGUGGGUUCACCGGUGGGCCCCACCACGCCCCCACCUCCGCCUUCCUCUACUACGAUUACAGCGUUGAGUUCAGUGACUGCCCGAUACUAAACUGCGACCACUACAUCAACUUCAGGAAGCUGUGACGGUCCAGGUGUUAUCGCCACCGAGGUACAGU